AAUUUAAUAUAUUUACCCGUGAUGAUUUAUGCUUUUUUAUAGAAAAUUCUCAUGCUUAUAAAUUCUCUUUCAUUGCAAGUUGUGUGUCAGUUGUUGCCUGCCUGUUCUGACUGAUAAGAUGUUUCCCUUCUUCCCAAUUUGUUUAAGUUCAAUCUGAGCGGUUGGUUUUCAUUUCCGGGGCAUCUUUGCUCGUUUUCAUCUUCCAACUUAUAUGCAGUGCAUAUAUUUGACACCGUUGGUGUCAAAAGAUGUAUGUUUAGUUUUCCUGUGCUUUUUCUGCCUCGAACCUUUUUUUUAUAGUUAAUUGUUUAUAUUUGUUUGUUUUCAGGGCCCUUAUGCUUGAUGGACUUCUCGCUGAACAGCAGUGACAAGAAAACUUUAAAGAAGUGGUUCUUCAUUGAUAAAAGGGUUGGCUAAUUAGAAUAUCUGAGAUUGAACAUUAAGAUUUGCUUUGUUGCUCGAGUGGAAAGUUUGCUAAGGAAUCUGUUAGCUUAUACGCUAUAAGUAGUGAUACAUAGGUGGACCAAAUGGACCUGAAACCCAAUCCCACUGCUGCUGUUCUUGCUAAUCCUGUAACGAUAAGCAAGUCAAGAUUAGUAGUACCUUCUGGUCUGUUGCCAUGCUCACCCCCGACAUUGGUGUUUUCUCCAAAUCUAUUAACUGUUCCCAGGAAAAAAGCUGGAAUUCUUGAUGUUCGUGCCAGCAGCUGGCUGGAUGCUACGAAAUCCUCAUCCCCACGUCAUAAAAUAACCAUGAAUUACAACCAUGAGCGUGUAUCAGCUGAUACGGAUGUUGCAUAUCACACAUGGAUGGAAAAGUAUCCCUCUGCACUCACAUAUUUUGAUCAAAUUACAAAUUUUGCAGAAGGCAAGAGGAUAGCAUUGUUUUUGGACUAUGAUGGGACGCUUUCACCUAUUGUGGACAACCCAGAUCUUGCCUUCAUGUCAAUUGAUAUGCGAGCUGCUGUAGCAAAAGUGGCUAAAGACUUCCCGACAGCAAUAAUUAGUGGAAGAAGCCGUGACAAGGUAUACGAGUUUGUUGGACUAACAGAUCUCUAUUACGCCGGUAGUCAUGGAAUGGAUAUCAUGGUUCCUGUUAGGCAAUCUUCUGAUGAUUCUCCUAACUGCAUUAGAUCUACUGAUAAGCAGGGCAAAGAAGGAAACUUGUUCCAGCCUGCUAGCGAAUUUCUACCGACGAUCGAGGAGGUUUUUAACUCACUUGUCAAAAGCACCAAAGAAAUAAAAGGAGCGAAAGUUGAAAACAACAAGUUCUGUGUCUCUGUCCAUUACCGAAAUGUAGAUGAGAAGAACUGGAAAACUGUUAAACAAUGCGUUCAUGAUGUCAUCCGAAACUACCCUCGUCUACGAUUGAGUCGUGGCCGGAAGGUUUUAGAGGUUCGGCCUGAUAUCGAAUGGGACAAGGGGAAAGCUGUUACAUUUCUACUUGAAUCACUUGGGCUCAGCGAUCAUGACGAUGUGCUUGCCAUCUACGUCGGUGAUGACCGCACAGAUGAAGAUGCUUUUAAGGUUCUGAGAGAUGGAAACUGCGGAAAAGGCAUCUUAGUAUCAUCCGUGCCCAAGGAGAGUAAUGCAUCUUUCUCCCUAAGGGACCCUCUAGAGGUCAUGGAGUUUCUUAAAUCACUGGUGACGUGGAAGAAGAAGACGAGCUCUCUGAAUACAGCAAGUAAAGUAGAGAAGGAAAAUACACUGAUACAAACAUAGACCAUGUUUUUACUAUAUUAUAGUUAACACAUAGAGGCUCAAUGCUUCUUGUCUUAACUGUAUAUUCCUCUGCUUCAGUUAUCUUUUCUCACUUCUAGGUGCUAGCCAAGGAUUAGAUGCCCUUCCCCAUGGAGAACACAGUAUUUUUUUAUAUGUAUUUACAAACUCCUCUGGGAUUUUGUUUCCUUGCAAUUUUCUCCUA
Hibiscus syriacus is the source of this 1923-nucleotide messenger RNA. Its product is annotated as trehalose-phosphate phosphatase A-like. Bases 528 to 1721 code for a protein of 397 amino acids. The record is from RefSeq and is a predicted model, not a curated record. NCBI's taxonomy places the organism in Eukaryota, Viridiplantae, Streptophyta, Magnoliopsida, Malvales, Malvaceae. The transcript is spliced from 11 exons. Gene Ontology annotation, molecular function: trehalose-phosphatase activity. Gene Ontology annotation, biological process: trehalose biosynthetic process.